Molecule: messenger RNA, 444 nt
Organism: Trypanosoma theileri
Lineage: Eukaryota; Euglenozoa; Kinetoplastea; Trypanosomatida; Trypanosomatidae
Product: beta-fructofuranosidase-like protein
Exons: 1
Source: RefSeq, a predicted model, not a curated record
GUGGCUUUUGUAGCCAGUGUUAACAUGGGUUCAUGGGGUGUACCUGAUGCGCAGGUUGUUGUUUUCGCUACCAGUGAUCCCAAUUUUCGUUCAGACUUCCGAUUCUCACAUGCCCUUUGGGAAACUUUAUUCGAAUUUGACGACAUGCUUGAAUGUCCGGAUUUUUUCAAACUGGGAGACGAAUACUAUUUGAAGGUGUCAACAAUGAUCAGUGGUCAGGACUACUGGGUGUAUGGUAACUAUACGAAGAAUUAUAUAGAUCAAACGAUCUUCCAAGAGGACUUUGAUCGCAGCCGGACAUACAUCGACUAUGGCAGAUGGUAUGCAUCCAAGCAGAAUUAUGAUCCCAUUCUCAAACGCACUAUUUUGUGGGGUUGGAUCCCUGAAGAGGACACGGAAGCAGCAAUGAAGACUCGUGGGUGGUCUGGUGCAAUGGACAUGCCU